Molecule: messenger RNA, 1047 nt
Organism: Batrachochytrium dendrobatidis JAM81
Lineage: Eukaryota; Fungi; Chytridiomycota; Chytridiomycetes; Rhizophydiales
Product: protoheme IX farnesyltransferase
Exons: 1
Coding region: 1-1047 (348 amino acids)
Biological process (GO): heme A biosynthetic process
Cellular component (GO): mitochondrial membrane; mitochondrion
Molecular function (GO): protoheme IX farnesyltransferase activity
Source: RefSeq, a predicted model, not a curated record
AUGUUGACUUUAGUUAGACCGACUUGCAGAUUUGUUGCAGUGAAAUGGCAGCCUAUUCGUUCAGUCUUUCUGCAUGACAAACGAGUUGAUUCAAGACUAGUUCCUGUCAUCAGCAGCAGUUCAGACACUGAGUUGAGAUGGAAGAAUUCACCUUCUUUUCAUCCUUCUUAUUACAAGGAUUUAACAAAGGCCAAACUGUCUGCAUUUGUUGGACUGACUACUAUGGCUGGAUAUGCUAUGGCUCCAGGAAUAUUAAGUGUUUCAACUCUCUUAUGGACUACUUUUGGAACUGGACUCUGCAUUGCUUCUGCUAAUGCCAUCAAUCAAUGGAUCGAAGCUCCAUACGAUGCACAAAUGUCUCGAACUCGCAACAGAGUCCUUGUUAGACAAGCCAUGUCUCCAUCUCAUGCAUUCAUGGCUGGAACAACUUCCGGUAUCUUGGGUGUUACUGUUCUUGCUACGUUGGUCAAUCCUAUUACUGCUGUAUUGGGUGCUACCAAUAUCCUUAUCUACACAUGCAUUUACACACCAAUGAAACGCACUUCAAUCGCAAACACUUGGGCUGGUAGUAUUGUGGGUGCGAUCCCACCUUUGAUGGGUUGGGCUGCAUCUACAGGUGGAAUAGAGUCUGGUGCUUUGGUUCUGGCUGCCCUGAUGUAUGCUUGGCAGUUUCCUCAUUUUAAUUCGCUUUCUUGGAAUCUGCGUCCGGAUUACUCUAAAGCUGGAUAUCGUAUGAUGUGUGUAACUGAUCCUGGACUUAAUGCUAGAGUAUCGCUGCGCUAUUCUAUCAUGUUGUUUCCCAUUGCAUAUUCUGCCUAUUAUGUUGGUCUAGUUUCCUGGUGGUUUAUAUUAGAUUCGUCACUUGUAAAUGGAUACAUGGCUUGGUAUGCAUAUCAGUUCUGGAAAGAUCCAAAUAACAAGAAUGCUCGUGCAUUGUUCUUCUCAAGUCUAGUACAUCUGCCUGUGUUCUUGGCUCUGUUGAUGGUUCAUAAACAGUUUUAUGAGGAUGAAACAUCACCAGUGUUGGAAGAGAGUGUUGCUGUUUAA